AUGGCUUCUCAAGUUUUUCUUCAGACUCUGUUUGCUCCUACUCAAUCUCUUCCGAACAAGCUAUGUUUCUCUUCUUGCUCCGCUUCCACAUUCGGUUCCCGUAACUUGCCGUUGAUUUCAACAACCUCAAUUUCACGACGUUGCAGUCCUCUCAUUGCUAAACCUAGUUCUGUUGUUAGAGCUGAUUCCAAUCCCGACGCUGCUUCGGCUUCGGAUGUUGUCAAUGAAGUUCCGGAAACUGAUGCUGAAGAGGUUUCGGGAUCUGAUCCUGAGAUUGAGCAAUUGAAAUCACCCAGACAAACUCGGGUCAAGCUUGGUGAUGUUAUGGGGAUAUUGCAUAAGAGGGCAAUUAAGGCUUCGGAUGAAGUGAGGGUCACUCCUGACAUUAGGACUGGAGAUAUUAUAGAAAUCAGAUUGGAAGUUCCUGAGAACAAGCGUAGGUUAUCUCUUUACAGAGGUAUUGUAAUCUCAAGACAAAAUGCUGGUAUUCACACAACUAUUCGAGUCCGAAGAAUUAUUGCUGGCACAGGUGUUGAGAUAACCUUCCCACUUUACUCGCCAAACAUCAAAGAAAUCAAAGUGGUACAGCACCGAAAGGUCAGGCAGGCAAGAUUGUACUAUCUAAAACAGAAGCUCCCCAGAUUCUCCACUUUCAAAAAAUUAUAA
Messenger RNA from Vicia faba (fava bean), 666 nucleotides. Lineage: Eukaryota; Viridiplantae; Streptophyta; Magnoliopsida; Fabales; Fabaceae. The record is from the annotation of a GenBank genome assembly.